UCUCUGUGCAUUAUGCCUUUUAUUUGCCUCUUUCGAUUGUCCAAAUCGUGUGAACCUGGACAAUAUCUAGCUUUAUUCUUAGAUGAAGCUUGUCAUCCCUGCCCGGAUAAAUUGGAAAAUUGUGAAUACCAAGGAAUGGACGCUAAGGAAUGCGAGGAUUCUUGUAAAUUCUUAUUUUCAACGUCUGUUUCAUCGAUUACCAGAAUGGGUACAUCGUCAACAAGUACAAAAUACGACAUUAUGACAACCAGUCCUAAACUUUCAAGUCUCAAGAGAAUCUUGACCACAAAAAACGGUUACAAACUCCCGAAAAACCCAUGCAGAUACAAAGGAUAUCUAUCUACGUCCAGUGAAAUUCAUAGCGAUGAGACGUCGACCACUUCUCACUCAGAACAUAAAUGGAUCAUACCUGUUUCAGUUACAACACCUACGAUCGUCGUCUUGUUGGUGAUAUUAGUCAUCUUUAUACGUAAGAAUGCACGAAAACGGAAAAAGAAUCAGUGGGGAUCAGAAAAAAAUUUUAAUGCUUUCCCAAACAGUUACAACUGAAGACAGUCGUACAUAUUUUAAGAUCUCAAGGAUUUUAUCUUACAGUUCAGAAAUAAGAUUUUAGACAAAAAAAGAAAAAAAUCUUCAAUAGUUUCUACAAAUAGUUAGCACUUAUAUACUUAUUAACACUUGUAAUAACAAACGGCAAUUUUGGUGAGGAUAUGUUACACUAGAUUAUAUGCUGCACUUGUUGUCUGAAAAUACAUUACUUGUUUAUGCCAUAAAUUCAGAACACGGCACUUUGAAAUACAUAUAAUUAGAUUAAAAGUAAGCUUCUGCAAUCACAUGUAGAUUGAGAGCAGUUUCUGGAGAGUACUUUCCCUUUCUUUUUAAAUGCCAUAUGAAGUGUAUAUUAUUGACGAAGAUAUUCAAGCCAAUCCACUGACUGUAAACAGUUUGGACGUACAUCUGAUUCUGCAAGCCUCUGAGUGUUUGUUGUACCGAUUGAGUUUUAACUGUUUGAAAUUGUUUCGAUUAACAACAUGAUUACAGGCUGCAUCAUUUUCCAAACUAUAACUGGUUCACAAGAUUUUCCUUUGCUAAGCUGAUACCUGUAUGUGUAGGAGCAGCUUAUCCGCUAACACAAUAAUACGAGAUUUAUUAAUGUCUAAUGUCUUUUGUAAUCACAUUAUGUUUUUUCUGAGCUCCCUAGUUGUUGUAACUAUGUUGGCUACACUUUUCUAAGUCAAAAAUUGCUUUAUGCAGAUAAUUAGAGCUUCUUUCCUUCAGUUUCAGACCGAUUUAAAUUUAACUUUUUUCGUAAAGAAACGAAUUAAUCAUUAGCUAUUUACUAGACCUCGAUAAGUUUUAGUGUAUUUUGACCGAUAAUGAGGGGUAUAAUAAACAUGUAGAUUACUUAAUACUUAAUACUGUAAUUAGAGUAAAUAACGUUCUUCCAAACGUUCGCGAUAUGAUUUCACCAAAAAAUUUUGUCCACUUAAAAUAUACAAUUUGAUAUAAUGGUUAACUAAGAUCUCAAUAAGUUGUGAAUGUAUAUUGUAAGUGAUAUUGCAUGUUAAUAUGUGUAACGGAAAUAAGUAAUUACGUGAAUAUAGUUGGUAAACAAACGUCUGGAAAGCGCUCGUAGUUUUGGACGAGUGAACGUUUCUCCUUUUUAAAACUUACCACUAGAAUUUUGGCGUUAUCACGUAGUACAUCAAAAACUAAUAUGCGCCAAGUGCCUGUCAAAACUAUACUGUUUAUGUCAAGUGUCCACGUAGCCGUGGGGUUGCUCAAUGACUGUAAUCCAGGCGAAUAUCUCAGCGCUUUCUUACAUUGGACUUGCCAUAAAUGUCCGAAGAAAUUAAAGAGUUGCGAGAAUCAAGGACGAGAUGCAGAUAGAUGCUCUAAAUCGUGCAAGAAAAUUCCUCUGACCAGUAUAUUUCCGUCAACGACCACCAAAAAUUUUUCCACGACCGCUAUUGAUUUGAAAUCAACUAGCAGAAUAAACCCGACAACAACGAUUGGCUUCAAUAGUGCAACCAGCCCAAUCCAUAAGAUCAGGAAUGAAAUAAAAGAACAGUUACCCGGAAACACCUCCAGUGAGAUGCGUAACAGGACGUUAGCUUUUUCCACACCACAGCGGACGGUGACAGAAAGUUUGAGUCGAAGAGGUUUUUGGAAAAAAUCGUGGAUACCUCUUACACUUGCUAUUUUGCUUGUAAUUGUAGUCGUAGCUUUAGGAGUUAUACGAAAGUUGUUCGUUUGUAAACGUGGAAAAGACGAACAGAUAAAUGAACCAGAGCAAAAUAUCUCGAUGAUUUCAAGCAGUGAUGGAAAUCAAGUUACUUUGCCAGAAACAACCACAUCUGAUGUCAUGGACAUACAUGAAAAUCUGAGAAAUAAAUUCUUUGAAGGAUCACUUUGAAGUUAACUGGAUCUCAAGACUCGUAAAUAUCAUAAACAAUUAUUUAAGUUUCAAUGAGAAGUUUAUUAAGACAUAGAUACCAUUUGUGUAUUUGAAUUUUUUCAUUUUUUGUCGGACAAGAACAACCAAUUAAGUAAUACAGCAUUUGUACAUCACGAGCCCUGAUGGUCUGAAACUUCGUUAAUUAUCGACAAGUUGAAAAAAUUUCAUCAAGAAUAAUAUAAAAAUCGCAAAAGCAAAAACGUGCAUGGAUUAUCGAAUUUGUUAGUUUAUUUUUAAAAUUUUCUAUUAAUUUGUUAAAUUUCGUACUUUGUUUGAAUUUUUGACAUUAAAGUAGCUGAUCUAAUUAGGGUUUUUGAAGUAUUAGCGUCUAUACAUUACAUCCGUUAUUUUAGGCUACAUCGUCUAUUUCAUGAUUAUAAAAAUAGAAACACGUUAAGACGAAAAUUUCU
Messenger RNA from Xenia sp. Carnegie-2017, 2868 nucleotides. RefSeq lists its product as uncharacterized. The record is from RefSeq and is a predicted model, not a curated record. The coding region runs from base 1718 to 2416 and encodes 232 amino acids. NCBI's taxonomy places the organism in Eukaryota, Metazoa, Cnidaria, Anthozoa, Malacalcyonacea, Xeniidae. The transcript has 4 exons.